This is a messenger RNA of Acanthoscelides obtectus, 1390 nucleotides long. NCBI's taxonomy places the organism in Eukaryota, Metazoa, Arthropoda, Insecta, Coleoptera, Chrysomelidae. The record is from the annotation of a GenBank genome assembly.
GUUCUGUUUCUGUUUGUUCUGUGCUGUGGAAAAUAAUUAUAAUCAUAAGAAAAAUACAAAAAUGGCACAAUGGAAUGGCAAUGAAAGUGGAAUAUUGAGAAAAUCUGUGCCAGUAGAAAAUCAUGAAGAGCUGCUGGUGUUCGGAUAUGCCUGCAAAUUAUUUAGGGAUGACGAAAAAGCCUUAUACAUCGACCAGGGUAAACAUCUCAUACCAUGGAUGGGAGAUCCAAGCCUGAAGAUAGAUAGAUAUGAUUGCCGAGGCCAUCUGUCCGAUAUAAAGAAGUAUGAGGCGAGCAGAGAAGGAUAUGAUGCCACAAGAUGGUUGGGGCUCAGUGAUAAGGAGCGACAACUGGAAGAACUUUGUGACAAAGAAAGAUACUAUGCGCUGGAGAUAAAUGAAGAGGAGGAGCAGAUGUAUAAAGAUGAAGAACAGAAACGAAAAUUUACAAACACAAUUGGAUAUAGUUAUGAUGUACCUCCAGAAAAGAAAGAUGAACCUGAGAAACCAAUAGUGUUGGGAGCUGAAGAAAAGGAGGAACAAUAUGUCCCACUACCAAUAUUGGAUGUACCUGUUGAUAUAGAAAUACCAAAGACAGUAAAAGAAAAUACAAGGUUGGAGAAAACUGCAAUGUUUGUUUGCAGUCAAGGACCUCAAAUGGAAAUACUGAUUAAGGCAAAGCAGGCAGACAAUCCUCAGUUCUCAUUUUUAAACCAAGGAGAUCCACUCUACAAAUACUAUAGGCAUGUCUUAUCUGCUUUCAAGAGUAGGAUUUACAAGGGAUAUGAAGCUAUUAUGAAUGAAAAACUAGACACAUCAGCAGAUGAUCAAGACCCAGAUAGCAGUCAUUACUUGCAUCCCAGUUUGCAACCGGCAACCUCACAAGCGGUAGGUCUAACACGAAUUAUACUCGUUAAACUAAACCUGGAUUCUUCUAUUGUAGUCAGCGCGAAAGACUCACAUUUUCCCUAUUGAUAGGCUGUGCAUCAGGAUGGGUUUGAAUAAUAAAAUUGUCUAUGAAAUGUUUGUUUUUUACUUGCCAUGAACUACUAAUGAUCCAUCUUUUCUGUUUACAGGUGUUUCUAUGGAGGGUCUUUAUAGUGUAUUUUUCAGGAACUAUUGCUGAGACUGGCUGACUGUCAGAAGCUUGCUGGAACAACUUCAUCUGUGUUCUACAUCUUUGUCAAUUAUGUGAUUGAAAUACUCAAUUGCAUCACUUUGGUUAUAUACAGGGUGUUCCUUAAUGAUAUGCGAAUAUUUAAGGGUGUGAAUCUACAUGAAAAAUUAAUGUUAGUUUGCUUUAUAGACUAUGGUCCAAAAAUGUUUCCUUAUUCACUCAGGGUGUUGGAGUUUUAGGGAAAAAAUGGAAAUUAAUUAAUAUUUUCAGAACUG